Messenger RNA from Nymphaea colorata (pocket water lily), 4100 nucleotides. RefSeq names its product protein transport protein SEC31 homolog B-like. Gene Ontology annotation, biological process: intracellular protein transport; COPII-coated vesicle cargo loading; endoplasmic reticulum organization. Gene Ontology annotation, cellular component: endoplasmic reticulum exit site; COPII vesicle coat. NCBI's taxonomy places the organism in Eukaryota, Viridiplantae, Streptophyta, Magnoliopsida, Nymphaeales, Nymphaeaceae. Gene Ontology annotation, molecular function: protein binding; structural molecule activity. The transcript has 22 exons. The coding region runs from base 368 to 3784 and encodes 1138 amino acids. The record is from RefSeq and is a predicted model, not a curated record.
CUGGCACUUGCCACGAGUAACUGAAGCGUGCGAACAUGAUGCACACGAGCGGUUAACGUUUGGAAAUACAUGGAGAUCGUGGCAGCGCGCGGAGAGCAGUCCCGAGGAAGAGAUGCAAGAAGCGAAGACGCAGCGGACAACGAGGAGGAAGAGAGGGAGAAGAAGAAGCAGCGGCAGCGGAAAGUCGGACUGCGCCUGAUUAUUCACGAUCUUUGUCUUGUCAAGUUCCCGUACAUUUCCCCUGUGCGCUCCACUUAAGAGGACUGAGAUCGGGAUCAACAUUAGAUCUGGUUCUGCAAGAUUCGGAAUUAGGACCGUAUAAAAACGAGAACGAAGGAGAGAGAGAGUUUGCGCGGAAUUGGCAUCCAUGGCGUGCAUCAAAGGGACAUUAAGAUCGGCGUCCGUGGCGUUCUCGCCGGAUUCGCCGUACCUGGCGGCUGGGACUAUGGCCGGCGCGGUGGAUCUUUCCUUCAGCUCUUCGGCGAAUCUGGAGGUUUUCAAAUUGGAUUUCCAGUCCGAUGAGUGGGAGCUGCCCGUGGUGGGAGAGUGCGCUAGUAGCGAGCGCUUCAGCAGGUUAUCGUGGGGGAAGCCUGGACCGGGCAGCAAGGAAUACGCGUUGGGACUGAUUGCCGGAGGGUUGGUCGACGGUGGCAUCAACAUCUGGAACCCUCUCAGAUUAAUGAGCUCCAAGGUUGCUGAAGGUUCUCUGGUUGCAAGUCUUCAGAAGCAUACGGGGCCGGUUCAUGGAUUGGAAUUCAACAUUAAUUCACCAAAUCUACUUGCUUCUGGUGCUGAUGAUGGAGAACUUUGCAUUUGGGAUCUUUCCAACCCUGCAGAGCCAUCACACUUCCCACCCCUGAAGGGUGUUGGAUCUGGUGCCCAAGGUGAAGUGUCAUUUCUGGCAUGGAACCACAAAGUGCAACAUAUAUUAGCAUCUACUUCAUAUAAUGGGACUACAGUCAUUUGGGAUUUGAAGAGGCAGAAACCAGUGAUAAGCUUUUCAGAUUCAAUUCGAAGGCGAUGCUCGGUUUUGCAGUGGAACCCUGAUGUUGCAACCCAGCUUAUUGUUGCUUCUGAUGAUGAUAGAUUUCCUUCAUUAAGGGUUUGGGACAUGAGGAACACAAUAUCACCAAUGAAAGAGUUUGUUGGCCACUCGAAAGGUGUGAUUGCAAUGUCGUGGUGUCCUAAUGAUAGCUCCUUCCUACUUACAUGUGCAAAAGAUAAUAGAACUCUGUGCUGGGACACAGUCACUGGAGAGAUAAUUUCUGAAUUGCCUGCCAGUACUAAUUGGAAUUUUGAUAUCCAUUGGUACCCAAAGAUACCGGGUGUCUUAUCUGCAUCUUCAUUUGAUGGGAAGAUUGGUAUAUACAAUAUUGAGGCUUGCAGCCGUCUGUCAUCUGCAGAAACUGAUUUUGGAAGUGCAUCAAUGGGAGGGUCACCUGUUCAUCUUCGAGCUCCAAAGUGGUUGAAAUGUCCGGUUGGGGUUGAUUUUGGUUUUGGUGGAAAGCUUGCUUCUUUUCGUCCUUGUGCAGGGGCAGCUGGAACUUCAGAGGUUCACGUGCAUAAUUUAGUGACGGAGUCCAAUUUAGUUAAUCGAUCAACUGAAUUUGAAGCAGCAAUGAGAAAUGGUGAUAAAGCUGCUCUAAGAGCUCUUUGCGAGACAAAAUCUCAAGAGGCUCAGUCUGAAGAUGACAGAGAAACAUGGGGCUUCCUGAAAGUGAUGUUUGACAUUGAAGGCAUAGCUCGGACAGAGCUACGUAAGCAUCUUGGUUUUGCAGGUGAUGCGAAUGCAAUUGCUGACUCUGAUCUUAGCAAGAAAAUGGAAGAGUUUCUUUCUCUUGGUGAACAUAUGGCUGGUAAGGCAGAUGCAGGUGUUUCCCUUUUGGGGAAAGGAAUACAAGAUACUUUACUUGAUAAUGGGGAGGAUUUUUUUAACAAUCUUGAAAGUCCAAAGGCAGAAGCUUUUUCAGCUUCAGAAGGUGUGAUUGCUGGUGAUACAUCUGUACCAAAUGGUGAAAAGAUACAGAAUGAAGCAGGAUUAGACGAGAGCCCUGAAUCAUCGUUGGAUGAAGCUAUUCAGCAUUCUUUAAUUAUUGGAGAUUAUAAGGAAGCUGUUUCUCAUUGCAUGUCUGCUAACAGAAUGGCAGAUGCUCUAGUGAUUUCGCAUUGGGGUGGUUUAUGGGAAAGCACUCGGGACCAAUAUCUCAAGAGAAGCCAUUCAUCAUAUAUAAAGGUUCUUGCUGCAUUGGUUGGAAAUGAUCUCUUGAGCCUUGUGAAUGUUAGACCAUUGAGCUCCUGGAAAGAGACACUUGCCCUUCUUUGUACCUAUGCAAGGGGAGAAGAGUGGAGUCUUUUGUGUGAUACCCUUGCAUCGAGACUAAUGGUGGGGGGACACACAUUGGCAGCUACUUUAUGCUAUAUAUGUGCUGGAAAUAUCGAUAAGACUGUAGAGAUUUGGUCAAGAAAUUUAAAAGAUAAUUAUAAUGGGAAGAGCUAUGUUGAUCAUCUUCAGGAUAUGAUGGAAAAGACAGUUGUCCUUGCUUUGGCAACUGAGCAAAAGAACUUCAGCACAUCCUUAACAAAACUUGUGGAGAAUUAUGCUGAACUUCUUGCUAGUCAAGGGCUUCUGACAACCGCAAUGGAGUACCUGAAAUUAUUGAGAACAGAAGGUUCCUCCAACGAGUUAGCUAUCCUCCAAGAUAGGAUUGCUUUUGCUAUGGAAGAGAAAGAAGCCCCGAAGACUUCACAUUUUGACAGCACAACAUCUCAGCAAAUGCCAGUAUAUGGAAAUGUGCAAGCAGGAUCCAAUAGGAUUGACGGCAGCCAACAAUACUAUCAGGACAAUGCACAACCACAAUCACCAUUUGGGUUACCUAGUAAUGCUUAUGGGGAAGGCUAUCAACAACCCUUUGCCCCUUCAUAUGGAACAAAUUACCAUCCUGUGCAUUCAAAACAACAAUUCCAAGAUUACACAAACCAGUCCUUUCAGUCAACAGGCGCUCCUCAAAUGUUCGUUCCGCAGCAGUUUCCUCAAGCUCAGCAGAUGCAUUAUGCUCCAAGUGUGGCAGCAUCACCUGAAGUAAAGCCAUUUAACCCUGCCCCUCCACCUGCACUGAAACAUAUAGAGCAAUAUCAACAGCCUACACUGGCUUCCCAUCUUUACCCUGGUAAUUCAACUGCUUCCUUCCAAGUUGGGAUGCCAGGUUCAGUUCCUCAUGGUGCAGGUGCAUCUCAACCAACUCCUUUCAUGCCCAACAAGAUGCCCAGCCAAAUUAUGGCACCAGCUCCUGCAGCUAAAGGUUUUAUGCCAGUGACAAGCACUGGAUUUGUUCAAAAAUCUUCUCAACCAUCAAGUCCAACUCAUGUCGCAGAGGCUCAGCCAACUGCUGCAUCUUCAGCUUCAACACAAAGUGCACCACCGACUGUUGAGACCGUUGAUACCUCAAAUGUAUCAGCUCAAAUGAGACCUGUUGUUGAAACACUGAGGAGAUUGUAUGAAGAGACAUCAAGAAUUCUGGGUGCUCCAAAUGCUGUUACGAACAGAAGGCGUGAGAUUGAUGAUAAUUCCAGGAGACUUGGAUCACUGUUUGCCAAACUCAACUCUGAAGAUAUUUCACCUAAUGCUGCCACGAAGCUUGUUCAGCUAUGCCAAGCUUUAGACAAGGGAGAUUUUUCUGGUGCUUUACACAUUCAGGUUCUCCUGACGACAAGUGAUUGGGAUGAAUGCAAUUUCUGGCUCUCGCCACUCAAGAGGAUGAUAAAGUUGAGGCAAAAUGCAAGAUGAGAUUGAGCAACCUCAGCACUGAUUGGCUUUCCUUUCCUGAUCGCAGUGCAAGAAGCAGCAGCGUUUCUACCAGUGAUGGUCUCUGCGUCCUUCAGUCGAUAACGUUUUGAAGUGCCAGUGCGGCCUCUUUGUAUUCCUCAGGAUUUCGUUUCAUUUUUCUUGAUCAAAUGGGUUCUAUGAGAUGGCGCCGUUACUGCUUAGCUGGUGGCCGUGCAAGCUGGGGCUUGGUUUGUUAGUUUUUAUACAAACGAUUGUCUCAUAAAUUUUAGUCCUUUGUCUCUUUGCUAAUUCAAUUAUUCUACCAAUUAUUUUUCCA